CGAGUACUCGGAGGAUGGUUACGUCUUCACGGACGAAGACAUGUCAGUCCACCAUGAUCCCAAUUCUCCCCUCCUCUCCGAGAUCUUCGAACCCCGGAUCCCUGGCAAGCCUUUUGCUCGGAACAACAGGAUGAACUUCUACACCUACAUGGUGCAGGAGGGGAACCUUGCCCAGUUGCUGUUUGCGAAGGCACCGGGGGUGGAUCCGAAGGAGUACGCGGUGGCUGCGCUGGUGCAUAAGGGAAUGCCGCCGACGUUUAUUACACAUGGUGAUGCCGACCAGCACGUUGGCCUAGAGCAGGCUCACGAGGUUGUGAACGCAAUGAAGAAAGAAGGAGUAGACUUCUACUUCGAGGAGUUACCCGGUUUGCCGCACGGAUAUGACGGGAAGGAGGAAGUCGAGAUGAAGAAGAUGUACGAGUGUUUGUUGAAGCAUCUGUGAGAUAGAUUCCCGGGAAGCA
Molecule: messenger RNA, 461 nt
Organism: Dacryopinax primogenitus
Lineage: Eukaryota; Fungi; Basidiomycota; Dacrymycetes; Dacrymycetales; Dacrymycetaceae
Exons: 4
Coding region: 41-442 (133 amino acids)
Biological process (GO): proteolysis
Molecular function (GO): serine-type peptidase activity
Source: RefSeq, a predicted model, not a curated record